AUGGCCCUGAGAAAUCAUACCAGGGUGUCUGAAUUCAUUUUUGGCCUUACCCAGUCUCAAGAGUUAAGCUUGCUCUUAUUUUUACUUUUAGCUAUGAUUUAUGUAACAACUGUGUUAGCAAAUGUUGCCAUCAUGGUCACUGUGACCUGUGAGCCUCGCCUUCACACCCCCAUGUACUUCCUGCUCCACAAUCUCUCUGUCUUGGACAUCUGCUUCUCCUCCAUCACUGCUCCGAAGGUCCUAGCAGACCUUCUGUCAAGGAGAAAGACCAUCUCCUUCAACGGUUGCAUCACACAGAUGUUUUUCUUCCACCUCCUCGGUGGAGCAGACAUUUUUUCUCUCUCUGUGAUGGCCUUUGAUCGCUACAUGACCAUCUCCAAGCCCCUGCACUAUGUGACCAUCAUGAGUAGGGGGAGAUGCACUGCCCUCAUUGUGGCUUCCUGGAUGGGGGGCUUUGUCCACUCCAUUGUGCAGAUUUCCCUUUUGCUACCCCUCCCCUUCUGUGGACCUAAUGUUGUUGAUGGCUUCUAUUGUGAUGUCCCGCAGGUGCUCAAACUCGCCUGCACUGACACCUUUGUCAUUGAGCUUUUAAUGAUUUCCAACAAUGGCCUGGUCACUACCCUGUGGUUUGUCCUUCUUCUUGUGUCAUACACAGUGAUCUUGAUGAUGCUGAGAACUCAAACUGGAGAAGGCAGGAAGAAAGCCAUCUGUACCUGCACAGCCCACAUCACUGUGGUGACACUGCACUUUGUUCCCUGCAUCUAUGUCUAUGCCCGGCCCUUCACUGCCCUCCCCAUGGACAGAGCUGUCUCCAUCACCUUCACUGUCAUCAUCCCUGUUCUGAACCCCAUGAUUUACACCCUGAGGAACCAAGAGAUGAAGUCAUCCAUGAGAAGACUGAAGAGAAGACUCAUGCUUUCUGAAAGGGGGUAG
This is a messenger RNA of Equus quagga, 933 nucleotides long. Its product is annotated as olfactory receptor 4D11-like. Lineage: Eukaryota; Metazoa; Chordata; Mammalia; Perissodactyla; Equidae. Gene Ontology annotation, cellular component: membrane. The record is from RefSeq and is a predicted model, not a curated record. Gene Ontology annotation, molecular function: G protein-coupled receptor activity; olfactory receptor activity. Gene Ontology annotation, biological process: G protein-coupled receptor signaling pathway.